Molecule: messenger RNA, 902 nt
Organism: Copidosoma floridanum
Lineage: Eukaryota; Metazoa; Arthropoda; Insecta; Hymenoptera; Encyrtidae
Gene: dpr1
Product: defective proboscis extension response 1
Biological process (GO): synapse organization
Cellular component (GO): neuron projection membrane
Source: RefSeq, a predicted model, not a curated record
GUGUCGUGGAUGAGAAAGAGGGACAUGCACAUUCUGAGCGUCGGCACGAACAUGUACACCUCGGAUCUGAGGUUUCAGGUCAACCACCCGGACAAGUCCGAAAAUUGGACCCUUCAGAUCAAGUCGCCACAGCUGCGAGACUCCGGUGUUUACGAAUGCCAGGUCAGCACCGAGCCCAAGAUGUACCUCAGCUACGCCCUCAACGUGGUCGAGGCGCGAGCCAGGAUAAUGGGCGAGCAGGACAUCAUGGUGAACCCGGGGAGCACGCUUACCCUUACCUGCGUCAUGUCCCAGGGACCGCACAACCUCGGCACAGUCAAUUGGUUCCGGGGCAACGGUCAAAUCAUGACCUCGACCAUGGCGGAUAACGAAGUCGAGCCCCGCAUCAUCGUUGAGACCAAGUGGAGCGACGCCCUCACCUCCAAAUUGAAGAUCAACCGAAUAAAGUUGAGCGACAGUGGUAAUUACAGUUGCGUCCCGACGGCGGCGGAAAGGGCGAGCGUCAACGUGCACGUGAUCAACGGGGAGUAUCCAGCGGCGAUGCAGCACGGCAACACGGCGGCCGGAUGGCCAACCUCGCGGACGAUCCUCCUGGCCCUCGCCUUCUUCCUCGGCCAGCUGAGGUAAUGUGCAGCCCGUCACGACCAAGACUCCCUACGGAGGAAGCAUCGACAGGACGACCCCCUCUCGUGUCCUCGGGAUAAAGAGCAACAACGGACGAAACGAAAAGUCACCGCGAGUUCCAACUCACGGGGGUGUAUAAACGAGCUCGCAACCCCGAAGAGACUGAUGUUAUUUGUUGAGUGGAAAAAACGUCAUCGAGACUGUGAUGGUGCAUCGUAAACGUCAACUAGAAAUACAUGGGUGAAGAAAAAAAAAAAAAAAAAAAAAAAAAAAAAAAA